Messenger RNA from Malania oleifera, 1174 nucleotides. RefSeq lists its product as uncharacterized. Bases 14 to 946 code for a protein of 310 amino acids. NCBI's taxonomy places the organism in Eukaryota, Viridiplantae, Streptophyta, Magnoliopsida, Santalales, Ximeniaceae. The record is from RefSeq and is a predicted model, not a curated record. The transcript is spliced from 8 exons.
UCGGGUUAUAACGAUGUUUGCGCAGCCCUGCGGCCUGGACCGAGGGAGACUGGCGGAUAGGUCGGAGACGUUAGAGGCCCGAUCUCUGUGCCGCACAUACAGAGGUGUGCUAAACACCUGCGUACAGUCGAAGUUCUUGCGAGAUAUGCAAGUAUUACCCAAGUGGCGAAACGUCUUGAUUUUCAGAAAUGCGUUUGCUACCCAUUCCUCGUCAACCCAAUUCGCUCCUUUCCAUUCCACACCGACUUCAUGUGAGAAAUGGAAGAAAAAAUGGAACUCGGAUGUAAGAAGAGAUCAACAGCCUUCUAAGAAUUAUAUCAGAUAUGCAACACGUCAGAAGCGUGCUGAUGCAAAGAAAGCUCUAAAAGAUCUUCUCUUUCACUGUGGGUCCUCUAAAAUUUCAUUUCAGAAUGAAGAACCAGGACAGGCAGAUCUUUCAAAUCGUUCCAGUAAGAAAGGUCGGUCAAGGUCUUCUCGCCAUGCAAAAAGAGCCCACUACAAUAGACGACAGUUAAGAAGGGAGAGUAUCUUUGAAGACUUCGAUGAUCAUUCUGAGACCGUCUUCCAAUCAACAUUUGGGAGUAGACGCUUUACUUGGUCUUUCUAUUCAUCUGAGGAGCCUUUUUUCCAAAGUUCAACGACUGGAUUUGAGAGGAGGGAGGAAUCAUACUCGAAAAAAAGCAGGCAUAAAGAAUGGGAGACUUCGAGUGAGAAUGAGUCUUAUGAUGAACCAUGUACUGUGGGCUCAUUUUCAGAUAGAAGUAUACUUGGUCUGCCUCCUAAAGGUCCUUUAAAAGUUGAGGAUAUCAAAAAGGCUUUCCGCUUAUCAGCUUUAAAGUGGCAUCCUGAUAAGCAUCAAGGGACUUCACAGGCUAUGGCUGAAGAGAAGUUCAAACUUUGCGUUGAUGCAUACAAAUCACUCUGCAAUGCUCUCUCAACUGUUUGAUCGUUAGGGUUUUUAUCCAAGUACAAAUAGCUUUCCAGUAGGUUUACCUUUUUGGAGUCAUGCUAGAAUAAGAGGAUAGGUUUAGAGUUAAAUUUAUUUUGUAAAUGUAUUUAUAUUUUGUCAUAACUUAGUGCAAAAUAUGUCACUUGUAGUCAACAUGCUUGUCAUUCGAAUUUUACCUGCAUAGCAUUAUUACUAAUAAAAGAACAGGUUGGUAUUCUAAUGAAA